CGCAUUCACAACGAUCGCGAAUGGAUCGUCGCUCUGGUUGCGCGCGAUCGUAACUUUACAUCUGCAUCAUGGCCGCCUGCGCUCAACUUUGAAUACAAAAGAAAGAGAUACAUACGUAUAAUACAUGUUUUAUGUGGUGCGCAUGUCUCAAGGAGUACGUGAAUGUCUUGAAUGUUUAUGAAUACUUUCCGAUAGAUUGUAAAAAGGAUGAAAAAUUUUUUCAGGAAGGUGGAACACGCAUUCGUGCAUAUGACAUGGCGCAGGUUAUCGCAGUUUUAUCCACGAUUCCAAAGUUAUCACAUCAUCUCCGUACACACCUUCCAAAUUUAAUUAUCUACGAUGUUUUGUCAGAAAAAGACAAUGUGUUAUCAAAACUCAAUAAGGCAGAAAUAAUGGUGGCUGAUUGCGAUUUAUUAAUACCAUAUUUGGGAAAAUUACCAAAACUGCAGUGGGUACAAUCAACUUGGGCAGGAUUGGAUUAUUUAAAUCCAUUUAUUCAAGAUAAACAAUUUGAUUUUAUUCUUUCACGUUUUUCUGAUAAAAGUUUUGGCUUAGCAAUGUCAGAAUAUGUGAUAACACAGAUUGUAAACUUUGAGCGAGAUCAGAAACAGCAAUACGAAAAUCAAAAAAAUUCAGACUGGAUAACAGAUGGUAAAAUAAAAAAUCAUAGAUUAAUUCGGGAUUUAAAUAUAGGCAUUUUAGGAUUGGGAAAUAUUGGAAAAUUCAUUGCACAACAUUUAAAAAUAUUUGGGGCUACAAUUUGGGGAAUGACACGCACCCCUUUGAAAGAACAUUUGGAUUACAUAGAUGAACAUAGAACGACAGAUUUAUUACCAGAUAUAUUAAAAAACUGUGAUUAUAUUAUUAACGUAUUACCUUCUACUAAAAAUACUAUUGGACUUUUAAAUGGGACAAUUCUGGAACAUUGUAAAGAUCAUAAUGCUGUAUUUAUUAAUAUUGGUCGUGGAACAGUUAUUAGAGAAGCAGAUCUUUUAAAUGCUUUGGAACGCAAAUGGAUAAGUGCUGCAAUUUUAGAUGUUUUUCAAGAAGAACCAUUACCAAAAAACAGUAAAUUAUGGAAUUUAUCGAAUGUAACUAUUUCACCACAUAUCUCUGGUGUGACACGUCCACAAGAUGUUGCUAGUCUAUUUGCAGAAAACUAUGCAAAAUAUAAAAAUGGUGAAUCCAUACCAAACAGUUUUAAUUAUCAAACAGGUUAUUAAAUAUUUUCUAUUAAUGGUUGUGCGCAUUUGUAAUAAAAAAGACUCAUAUCAUGGAUUUGUAAUCUACAAAUAUAUUAUAUAUACUCAAGAAAAUAAAUCAAAUAUUAUACACUUGA
This is a messenger RNA of Vespula pensylvanica (western yellowjacket), 1339 nucleotides long. Its product is annotated as glyoxylate/hydroxypyruvate reductase A-like. The transcript is spliced from 6 exons. The record is from RefSeq and is a predicted model, not a curated record. The coding region runs from base 132 to 1223 and encodes 363 amino acids. Gene Ontology annotation, molecular function: NAD binding. NCBI's taxonomy places the organism in Eukaryota, Metazoa, Arthropoda, Insecta, Hymenoptera, Vespidae.